Molecule: messenger RNA, 1531 nt
Organism: Echinops telfairi (small Madagascar hedgehog)
Lineage: Eukaryota; Metazoa; Chordata; Mammalia; Afrosoricida; Tenrecidae
Gene: KCTD5
Product: potassium channel tetramerization domain containing 5
Exons: 7
Coding region: 1-636 (211 amino acids)
Biological process (GO): proteasome-mediated ubiquitin-dependent protein catabolic process; protein homooligomerization
Cellular component (GO): Cul3-RING ubiquitin ligase complex; cytoplasm
Molecular function (GO): cullin family protein binding
Source: RefSeq, a predicted model, not a curated record
AUGGUUGUGACCCAGACCUCCAGGCUCCGGGACUCCGGCCAGGCUGUGAUCUUGGAGCCCACUGCAUUCGGGAGUCAGCUGGAGUCUCAUCAAGAGCCUGAGAAAGUCCACUGUGAAAGUUGGCGGGGCCUUUCGGCCGUGGAGGCGGCCCGGAGGACGUGCAUUCUUCCCGCCUCGCUGUGGGAUGAGACCGGGGCCUACCUGAUAGACAGAGACCCCACCUACUUCGGGCCUGUCCUCAACUACCUGCGGCAUGGCAAGCUGGUGACCAACAAGGACCUUGCUGAGGAAGGGGUGCUGGAGGAGGCCGAGUUUUACAACAUCACCUCGCUCAUCAAGCUGGUCAAGGAGAAGAUUCGAGAGCGAGACAGCAAGACCACACAGGCCCCCGUGAAGCACGUGUACCGGGUGCUGCAGUGCCAAGAGGAGGAGCUGACGCAGAUGGUGUCCACCAUGUCCGACGGCUGGAAGUUCGAGCAGCUGGUCAGCAUCGGCUCCUCUUACAACUAUGGGAGCGAGGACCAGGCCGAGUUCCUGUGCGUGGUCUCCAAGGAGCUGCACAACGCCCCCCACGGCACAGCCAGCGAACCCAGCGAGAAGGCCAAGAUUCUGCAGGAGCGGGGCUCUCGGAUGUGAGGCACUGAGCCUGAGAGCAGGCUGCUCUCUGCCCCCCUCCCUGGGUCUCUGAGCCCCGCGCGAGGGGCCUGGCCCUGAUGGUUUCCCCUAAAGAUCGGGGCUGAGGGUGCGAGAGGCGAGACCAGGCCACAGAGCAGAUGUUAGUGCUGCCCGGGACCUGCCGGCCGCCGCUGCCGCCGACCGCCGGGAGUGACUUCUUCUCAACCCCGAAGACCAUUAAAGGACAAUGUUCUUGGUGCUACACGGUGGCCCCCACGCACAAGGGGUCCCCACGGGACAUCGCCGGUGGCCCGUCCACCACAGGACACCGCCUGCCUGGUUCUGGGGUCGCCAGCCACCUCCCCCUCCGUCUGCCUUGCGGGGGCACCUGACAGCAGCCUGCUCUUGCCCCGAGUGGUGCCUGGCUCUGGUCCCCAGGCCUGAGAACCCGGUGCCCGUCCCCCCCGGGGGGUGGGCGGCGUGCGCCUGCGAUGAAACCGGGUGGGAGAGGGUGGACCGGCUUCGCGGAACUUUCUGGGUGUUUACACACGUCGCACCGUCAGCCUCUCUCUUCAUUGUGCCCGCUUCCUUGUCUAACUAUGCAGUUCUCUCGCCAGAGCCCCAGCUGUCAUGGGCACCCCGUCCUCAGCCGCCUCCCCCUCUAGUGAGAAAUGCUUCCGGAGUCCGCAUGGAGGCUCCACACGGAGCCAGGGCGCCCGGCUUGGAACCCUGACCUCGUAGAUAGGCUUGUGGUUUUCUUUUUUUAAUUUAAAGACAUUAAGACUUAACCCACUAAAAUUGACUCCAAGGGGAUAUUUAUACUUUUAUACUUUUGUAGGUAUCCGUAUUUUAUCAGCUUACAGUUUAACGUCUCAGUUUCCCCUGAAAAUAGCAAAUAAAAGUGUGUAUUUAUGAA